CUGUUGGAAUGGAAAAUAAAAAAUAACGAUCAUUUUUUCAAGAAGAAAUUUAAAUAACAUGGUUGUAGAUGACCUGCGAUUCGAGGAACGAUUUAUCGACGAAAAUAGUUCGGAAGUUAUCAAAAAUAAUCUAGAAAUUCUGAAAGAUACUCAAGUGAACGGCGAUUGCCACGAAGCUCGACGACAAAUGAUAAAAGAUUCUCGAUAUUUGAGAUGCCAAGCGCUCGUUUGCAUUCUUUCGGACUCGAGCAUAUUUAAAGCUUUAAUCAUUCCUUCCACCCCCGACAUAACCACCCCGAAAAAUAAUAUCUCCAACUGGGGUCAAAGCGACAUCGCCAGACAAGACUCUGAAUUCGACAACGUUAUCAAAAAAGUUUUAAAUCCUUUAUCCCGGUUAUCUCUCCAGGAAAUUAUCAGAGGCGAUCCCUUGCAGAGUAUAGAAUUGCCGUUAAUCCUGAACAGACAAGGGCCACCAUUUUAUUCCAUGAAGGGAAUCUUGACAACAAAAUCCGAUGGUGCGAACGAUUUUAUGGAUAAAGUUCCCAUAAAUUUCGUCAAAAAUACACGUUUUUAUAUCGAAAAAAGUGAUACUAUUGCAGAGGAUGAGGAAUUGAGCUAUAAUAUUGCAGAUAACAACAAUAUACCAAACACCGACAUCGCGAUCGAUUCGAAUUACGACAUCGAACUAAUCGAAGAGGACACUACUCAUCACAUAGACUACGGGACAAUAAAAUUCAAUAUAUCUGAAAUGUUGACGAGAAUAUACAAAUACCGUCGUCGAUAUUCGUCUAUCGAUUACCAAUUAUCCGAUAAUUCCGAAACGUUUAUUUCGAUGCCGAAAUCGGUAUCGACUCCAGAGCUUUCUUCUACCUACCGUCAAAAAAGGCGGCAAUCCAAAAAUGAACCAUUGCAGCUCGAGCACAAUUCGUUAUUGCUCGAUUUUAUGCGCAUAGAAAGCGAGCAUUUCCGGUUUUACCCCCGAUCGUUGUUCCAAGCCGACCAAGCCCAAAUCAUUAUAGUCAAAAGUUUCGGGAAGGAUUUGAUGUCAAAAGGAUGCUUGAUUUGCGUUGGCUCAGUCGAAAUGACUCACCCAGAAAAACUUACAUCUUUCUAUCAUCAACAACUUAGUGUUACAAAUAACAAUUAUUAUUGAUGGCUUUGACUAGACUAGAUAGCUUUAUAACUCCAAAAAGAUGUCUAACAGAUGUUUUUUAAUAUGAAUGUUUUUUUUUGUAAUUAUCAUAAUCAUAUAUAUAUAUUUUUUCAAUUUUGUGAUUAAUUUUAUAUUUAUAAUAUUUCCCAUACCUUUUUUUUACAAUUUAGUAAGCAGGAUUUUUUUUUUAUUGAAUAUUUUUUUUUUAAAUAUAUUAAUGCAAUUUUUAUACUAUGCUCAAAAAUUUUCCCAUUUUAAUAUACGAAAUAACUUAUGGUAAUCGGAUGUACAAUUCAAUUUAUACCAGUAAUAAAUAGCUCAAA
This is a messenger RNA of Gordionus sp. m RMFG-2023, 1476 nucleotides long. RefSeq lists its product as uncharacterized. Lineage: Eukaryota; Metazoa; Nematomorpha; Gordioida; Chordodea; Parachordodidae. The transcript has 4 exons. The record is from RefSeq and is a predicted model, not a curated record. The coding region runs from base 59 to 1153 and encodes 364 amino acids.